This is a messenger RNA of Perkinsus marinus ATCC 50983, 805 nucleotides long. Its product is annotated as mucin-3A, putative. The transcript has a single exon. The record is from RefSeq and is a predicted model, not a curated record. The annotation marks the transcript as partial. NCBI's taxonomy places the organism in Eukaryota, Perkinsozoa, Perkinsida, Perkinsidae.
GACCUCUGAACUUGGAACCUACUGCAAGUUUUGGUUGGAUGAUCCAGUGUGUUAUGGCAUCCUCAAGAAGAAUGACGGCAGUUUGUGCUUUGUGGCGACUGAUGAGGCAUGCGAGGGUAAUCCUUACCCCUGCGGUUCUCAAACUGAGGCACCAAUCGAGACCACUGAGACCUCGGUCGAGACCACCGAGGCUCCGGUUGAGACCACCGAGGCUCCGGUCGAGACCACCGAGGCACCGGUCGAGACCACCGAGGCACCGGUCGAGACCACCGAGGCUCCGGUCGAGACCACCGAGGCUCCGGUUGAGACCACCGAGGCUCCGGUCGAGACCACCGAGGCACCGGUCGAGACCACCGAGGCACCGGUCGAGACCACCGAGGCUCCCGUAGCAACCACUGAAGCUCCUGUAGCAACCACUAAAGCUCCUGUAGCAACCACUGAAGCUCCUGUAGCAACCAUUGAAGCUCCUGUAGCAACCACUGAUGCACCGGUCGAGACCACUGACGCACCGGUCGAGACCACUGACGCACCGGUCGAGAUCACUGAGGCUCCGUUCGAGACCACUGAGGUUCCGGUCGAGACCACUGAAGCUCCUGUAGACACCACUGCCGCUCCGGUCGAGACCACUGCCGCUCCGGUCGAGACCACUGAGGCUCCGGUCGAGACCACUGCGGCUCCGGUCGAGACCACUGCGGCUCCGGUCGAGACCACUGAGGCUCCGGUCCAGACCACUGAGGCUCCGGUCGAGACCACUGAGGCUCCGGUCGAGACCACUGAGGUUCCGGUCCAGACCACUGAGGCUCUG